Molecule: messenger RNA, 639 nt
Organism: Eriocheir sinensis (Chinese mitten crab)
Lineage: Eukaryota; Metazoa; Arthropoda; Malacostraca; Decapoda; Varunidae
Exons: 1
Coding region: 1-639 (212 amino acids)
Biological process (GO): ribosomal subunit export from nucleus; protein import into nucleus
Cellular component (GO): nucleus; cytoplasm
Molecular function (GO): GTP binding; GTPase activity
Source: RefSeq, a predicted model, not a curated record
AUGGAGUGCGUGGCGGACCAGUCAUCGCAGGGACAGGAAACACCGGACUCUAGCACGACCUUCACCCCUGACAAGUAUAAAAUCGUUCUGCUGGGGGACGGAGGGACAGGGAAGUCAAGCUACGUAUCCAUGCUUACGAACGCAAGCUUUAGGAAGGAGUACAUCGCCACCUUGGGAGUAGAGAAGCAGGAAAUCUCCCUCACCACCUCCCAUGGACCUUGCAUCGUGGCUCUCUGGGACACGGCUGGGCAGGAGAAGCUGGGUCCUUUACGUGAUGGUUACUACGCCGGUGCCCACGCUGCGUUCAUCUUCUUUGACGUCACCUCCCGCAUCACGUACAAAAAUGUCCCCAACUGGCACAGGGAUGUCUUGAGGGUGUGUCCGGAUGUCCCCGUCGUCCUGUGCGCGAAUAAGAUCGACGUGAAGGAAAGGAAGGUGAAGAGUAAGGGUAUCACGUACCACACGAAGGAAAAAAUGGGCUUCUACGAGAUGAGUGUGAAGGAAAGGAUAUGCCUGAAGGAGCCACUUCAGUACCUCCUUCAGCAGGUAACCAAGGAGCCUGAGCUGACCAUCAAGGACUCAGUGGAUGCAGAGCUCUUCAGUGGUGUUGGGGAGCUCAGUCUGCUGCAGCCCACAUAG